This is a messenger RNA of Botrytis porri, 1977 nucleotides long. RefSeq lists its product as uncharacterized. NCBI's taxonomy places the organism in Eukaryota, Fungi, Ascomycota, Leotiomycetes, Helotiales, Sclerotiniaceae. The record is from RefSeq and is a predicted model, not a curated record. The transcript has 2 exons. The coding region runs from base 1 to 1977 and encodes 658 amino acids.
AUGCUAGAUUUGAUAUACUGUAUUUGUAGCACGAGUUGGCUUUUUUAUUAUCUCUUCACCGUGGUAUGUUGGGGAUGCGUGCCUCUGGUGUGUCUAUUCCAAUUUCCUCUUGUGGGAAAGAUUCUCAGGAGACAGUUGAGGAGGGGAUUGUUAUUGCGACGGUUUGGACUGCAGUUUAUUGAGGAUAGGGUGGGGGUUUUUGAUAUUCCGGGGUUGGAGAUUGAUACGGAUGUGGAUGGGUUGAUGGUUGUAAGGGGCGUGACGUGGAGGGUGAGCGCGAUGAGUUUGGUGGUGCAUGGGGUGGAGGUAGGGAUGAAGAUGGUGGUGGGGGAGGGGAAAGAGGAGGAGGAAAUCGAAAUUGGGAUUGUGUGUGAAGAGGUGGUGGUUAGGUUGGGGAGGGGAAUUGAAGUGGGAGAUUGUUUUGUGAGUGUGAAGGGGGGGGAGGGAGAGUCGAGUUUUAAGGAUGCGGAGGAUGGGAUGGAACGGAAGAGUGAUGAUGAAGGGAAGAAUCAGGUGUGGGAGGUGAAUUCGAAAAUGUUGAGAGCUGUUAAGGGGAAUGAGGUGGAAUGUGAGAACGGGAUUGAGGAUGGCAACGUCAAUCAAAAUGAGGAUAGGACGGUAAAAACUGAUAUGAUUAACGGAUAUGUACCGAUAGAUACAGAUAUAAAAGAGGGCAUCAAAAUCAUCCGAACCAUCACCCCAGACGACACCGAAGCCGCCAACGAACAAUACAACAAAACCAUCCAGAUGAUCCGCUCCACAAACAGCAUUGAAAUUUGUCGUCAACAAGUCCAGCACCUCGUGCACUCCAAGUCCGAAAGCAACCCCCACGAAACCGUAAACGAAAACAGCAACAACGAUAUCCGCGCCGCAAUCUGUUCGCAACUGCACCGCCAACCCUCCAUCACACACCCACCCUCCCGCUCCAUCAAAGUCACCACGCUGCAAACCCUAGUACCACCUCACAUCCGCGCCAUCCUACAUCGACUCCCCAUGCUCCUCCGGCUGCUCCUGAAUCCCCUCGCACACUUCCACCCUGUGAAAAUCUCCUCGCUCACAGCUACCGGAUCCGGAAAAUGGAUUCAGGAAAUCCUUUCCGCGAAAGUCUUCAAAAACACUACUAUUUACACCCCCCCUUCAUCUCUCUCAUCUCCCACCUCUCCCACCUCUCCCAUCUUCUCCUCCGCAUCUUUCGCAUCUCGCAGGUCAUCCAAUCCCCAUCCCCAUCUCCCCACCACCUCCUCCUCAUCUCCCAUCCCCCCCAUCCAAAAACGCAUCCACGAAUGGCUCCUCCCCGCCAAUUUCGUACUCCAACUAGAUUCCAUCACCGGUCUCGCACAAGUCCCCUUCCUUCCCGCCUACGACAUCCACUGUUCGCUCUCCAGCACCAAAAUACAAGUAUAUCGCACUCUCCCCUCCGCCAGCGCAUUGAAACAAGUUGUGCGGCUGGGGGGCGCAGAUGCCACGUUUGCGAUUCCGAGUUUUUUGCUGCCGCAUCAUGAACAUAUAGUACCUGCGCGAGCGGACUCGUGUGGAUUGGAAAGAAGAGGGGAGGGGAAGGGAGAUGAUACAUCAAAAAAAGACGAAUGCGCAGUUCACAUAGCAGCACAUGCACAAUUACCCAUAGUGAUGGAUCAAGAGCUCUUAGAUUGGGUGGCCAGUGUCGUAAAAGCGAGUAAAGUAAUCGAAGUCGAGAAGGAAAAACGAUGGAUGGACGAAGAAAUCCACGGAUUUAGAGAUUUGGUGGGGGUUGUGAAGGGAGGAGUGAAGGAUGCUCACAAAGGAAUGAAGAAAACGCUUGUCAGCGCUACGGUUAACGAUAAAUGGAUUGCCAAAAUGGUAGGGAAGGUGACGAAGAAAUUGGAAGAGGCGAAGGGAGAUGUUGGAUAUGCGGGUGAUAUUAAGGUGCCGCUGGGACCUUAUAGAUUAGGAGAGGAGGCGAGAAAGAGAGGAGAAGGAGAUAAGAUAUUGCCUUGA